Molecule: messenger RNA, 1581 nt
Organism: Opisthorchis viverrini
Lineage: Eukaryota; Metazoa; Platyhelminthes; Trematoda; Opisthorchiida; Opisthorchiidae
Exons: 7
Coding region: 116-952 (278 amino acids)
Biological process (GO): phospholipid transport
Cellular component (GO): cytoplasm
Molecular function (GO): phosphatidylcholine binding; phosphatidylinositol transfer activity; phosphatidylcholine intramembrane carrier activity
Source: RefSeq, a predicted model, not a curated record
UCUCGUCAAUUCCUGAUUCUGAAUCUGAAAGUUUGUCUGGUAGCUCGGCCUUGUGAGGAUCGGACGUGUUUGAAGGCUCAGUUCAGCGGGGCUCCGUAGGUCCCAAACUUGAACAAUGUUGAUCAGAGAAUUCCAAAUCAUCUUACCGCUGACCGUGGAAGAAUACCAAAUCGCCCAGCUGUAUGCCGUCGCCGAGGCGUCCAAGUCGGAGACUGGUGGAGGUGAUGGUGUAGAGAUUUUGAAAAACGAACCUUUUGACACCGAGGUGUUUCCACCAAAUCCACCUCUUUUAAAUGGUGAUCCUCACUACACGACCGGGCAGUAUACUCACAAGUACUACUACCUAUCCCAGAAAGUCCCAGGCAUUGUUCGCACUUUUGCCCCCACUUCAGCUCUCAUACUCACUGAGGAGGCAUGGAACGCUUAUCCAUAUUGUCGGACUAUAUUGACGAAUAACUUCAUGAAGGAGUCCUUUAGUAUAAUGAUUGAGUCUUUGCAUUCAUCAGACAUAACUCUUCAGAACGCGCAUCAAUUAUCCCCCAAAGAAUUAUCGGCCCGUGAGGUCGUUGUGAUUGACAUCGGUGAUAUCACCCCUUCCGACAAGGAUUACAACCCUAGUGAAGACCCUACUCGCUUCCACUCCGAGAAAGCUGGCAGAGGACCGUUGAAACCAAAGUGGUGGCUGAACGGCUAUACCGGACCUCUCAUGUGCUGCUACAAGUUGGUGCGUUGUGAGUGCAAAAUCCCUCUACUGCAAGGACGAUUGGAGGGCAUGAUCCAGCGUCAAGAACGGCGACUGUUUGCCAAUUUCCACAGACAAGUGUUUUGCUGGAUGGACCGGUGGUACGGGAUGACGAUGCAAGACAUUCGUCUUCUGGAGGAACAGACCAAACGAGAACUUGAAGAACAACGGAAACGUGGUUCUCUUCGAGGUCACAAGGGUGAAGAAUGAAAGCGAAAGAGAUUUUCCAGCAGGUCACAAUUGUCCAGAUUCAGCCCCUUGAGCCGGUUCCCAGCUAACCUGGGACUUUUAUCGCCGGCCAUCAAUCGGCUUCUAUUAUUCCCUCUUUUUUAUCUGCUCAUUUCUGCGCCCAAGGAGCCUGUGUCUCUGUUGGCUGUUCAACGUAGCUUGGCUCAGAUAAGUGACCUUUGACUUGGACUUGUAUUUUACCUUGGUUACUACUUUCUGACCUAUUAGAUUAUGGUCUUGUUUCGAUUGUACUACAUGGUUUACCUCCUUUCCCGUUCGCUCUACCACCAUUCCACUUAUUCCGUUGCCUUCACUACGAUUGAUUCUUGUGAGAUCGGUUAUCUCAGGUUAUCUUGGUCGUACGUGCUUGCUCCUGUAUACCCUUUUCCCAACUGUGUUUCUCUGUCCUGCUCUGAAACCGGUCCAUUACCUUGUCCGCAUUCACACCGAGCGCUACGCUUGUUCGAAGUCGUUGGCCUUAGCAAGCCAGCUGCUUGUUUACCUCCAAACGUCGUUUAUCGUUUCCUUCUUCCCACUUUUGUUGCUUUUAUUUUUGCUAGUACUUUGAAGGAAGGCAUUAUUUCCUGGAUAUCGUUCAACCUGUUCGUUAU